GGCGGUGUUCCACUGAUCAUCAAACUGACGGUGUUCAGAGUCUAUAAUCGGUGGAAGGAAUUUAGUCUUGCAGGGAGCGGAGGAGUGUAUGCAUCUCUCUCACUGAUCACUCAAUUACGGUCAAGCGUGGGUAGUACGUAGUAAUUCUACAUCAAUUCCAAAUGUUCCGAGAGAGACGGCCAGCAACUGAAAGGGUUUUCCGAACCUUGGAAGUAUAGACAGUCACCCAACUGGAUUCCUGAAGCUCACUACUGACCACUCGAGGAAGAUACAGUACUUAACUCACCAAUUGGGUUUACCUGUGACGACCCAUGAGCAGUUCGCGCCAAGCACCUAAUUUGGGUUACAGGUUACUCAGUUGACUUCCACACUUCAGCAACGUCGGCCAUUGUUCUUCCUUCAAAGGGUGACAAAUGGCGAAUCCCAAAGCCGGAAUGAGGCUAGUGAGAUUAUCAGGGUAUUUCAUCCUGACCUUGCUGCCACUGUACCUCAUGUUCUCACCCUAUAAAGUCUAUCCCUGGAAGCCAGCUGGAAACCAGUCAGAAAUACAAAAAAGUCGCAUGCCACCUCCUCGUCGUGAAGUUGUCACAGAGGAAGAGAAGGAGGAGCCAUGCGUCCAACAGUACCAAAAUUCAUCCAUAGCUCCAAAGCUGGUCGUCAUUUGGACAGCCUUCUGGGGGAGUUGGGGCUAUUGGAGUUUCAUGGCAAACUAUUCAAAACUACGCGAGAAUCGAUGUGCUUUCUGGAGGUGCGAGUUUGUGUGGACUUACAAAGAAUCCAGGGCACGAAUCAAUGAUGCUGACGCUGUGAUGUUUUUCAGCUUUGAUUUCAAUCAUCGAGAUCUUCCUCCUCGAAAGCCACACCAACUCUGGAUCAGGCUAGAGUUAGAGGCACCGCCUUUAGGUCAAACAACUCUGGGAGGUUGGUCAGCAGCAGAAAAAAGUGGAAAUUAUUUCAACUUGACGAUGUCGUAUCAUCAUCUGAGUAACAUAUCAGCAGAUAAUACCGCCUUGAGGCCUUUGGACGAUUCUGUCAAAUGUCCCAUCGUCGAAGGAGUCAACAUUGAUGAAUCUAGUAGGACCUACCAGAAGUAUAUGCAACACCUAAAAAACUAUGAUGAUAUCAUGGAUAUGGAAAGAUCUAUACAAAACAAAAUCAUUUUGAGUCAGAAGGAAAAGAUCGUUCAGGAAAUUUUAUUGAAAUACGAAUUAGUUAAUGGAUCCUCCAUCAUAACUGAAAAGCUAAAGCCAGAACUCCAGCAGACACCUCAAACAUCAACUGAUGCCUCUCAGAGUAAGACAGAGAGCACCAGCCACUCUGCACAAGGGAACGAGCAAACCACAAACAAGUUCCAAUUUACAGAGCAGGAAGUGAGGUGGGCACUGCGUCCCAAAAUUGCCUCAUGGAUGGCAAGCCAUUGCCCAACAGCCUCAAGGAGAGAGAAUUUUGUUGCCGCCCUGCAAAAGUUUGUGAACGUGACAACGAUCGGAAGGUGCGGUAAGCUGAAGUGUGGCAGGAACCAUUUAGACAGAUACUGUUAUCGCUGGCUUACGGGUUCUCACCUAUUUUAUCUCUCCUGGGAAAAUUCUCUAUGCGAAGAUUACAGCACUGAGAAACUGUGGAGGCCGAUGCAAUAUGGGAUGGUGCCGGUCGUGUAUGGAGGAAGGGACUACGACAAGAUUUUACCACCAGGGUCUUACAUCAACUCUAGGUCUUUUCAGAACGUUUCGGCACUGGCAGAACACUUGCUUUAUCUGAGUAAUAACCCUGUUUCCUAUCUGCGCUAUCUGCAGUGGCGCCGCUUCUGGGAAAUCAAGGACGAGCUUCCAUGGACUUGUAACAUAUGUAACACCUUGCACAAAGUAGCAGGGCUUAGAGACUCGCGUGAUACCCGUGAGCGAUGGGUGAAAGACACUUCCGAUUGCUAUGCGCCUUUCAUCUGACGAAACCUGCUGGCGAUGCCAGGUGCCUCCCUGGCAGUCACACUUAUCAAGAUACAAUAAGUAAGACAUUCAAGCCUUAUUUAUAAGUUGCACCAACUUGUAUAGGGUAUAUUCCAAUGAUUUUUUUUAUUUGUUGUUAACUAAAUUAUUCACCAAUUAUGUUCCUUGUUAUUUAUGUCUCCUUUAUAAAGGUUGAGCAUCAAAUGCAUCACACAUCUUUUGGUAUUGGAGUGUUCCAUCUGCAUAGGUUGCCUGUGAUAUCUCUGAGUACUUAAGUAAAUAGGUCUUGCUCUGGGAGUUUGUAUAAACUUCAGCUUCUGUCCAACUUUAUGUAUAACUGCCCAAUUUAAUUCAACAAACAAUUCUCCCCUACCCUAGAUGUAGUUAUCAAUCUGGACUAAAAAUAAUUCACCUAUUUAUUUGCAAGAUUAUCAAAUAACUUGUAGAAA
This is a messenger RNA of Macrobrachium nipponense, 2392 nucleotides long. RefSeq lists its product as uncharacterized. The record is from RefSeq and is a predicted model, not a curated record. Lineage: Eukaryota; Metazoa; Arthropoda; Malacostraca; Decapoda; Palaemonidae. The transcript has 7 exons. Gene Ontology annotation, cellular component: membrane. Bases 414 to 1943 code for a protein of 509 amino acids. Gene Ontology annotation, molecular function: fucosyltransferase activity.